Messenger RNA from Protobothrops mucrosquamatus (brown spotted pit viper), 2418 nucleotides. It is a transcript of the gene SLC35D4, whose product is annotated as transmembrane protein 241. Bases 70 to 960 code for a protein of 296 amino acids. The record is from RefSeq and is a predicted model, not a curated record. Lineage: Eukaryota; Metazoa; Chordata; Lepidosauria; Squamata; Viperidae. Gene Ontology annotation, cellular component: Golgi apparatus. The transcript is spliced from 15 exons. Gene Ontology annotation, molecular function: antiporter activity.
UGGCAGCCACAUGCAGCCAGACGGAGAUGCUUUAACUCUUGUUUCAAGCCUGGCGACAUGCGUUGACUGAUGCCUUUCAAGAGACCUGCCACUGGUCUUGCUUUCUGUUUGUUCUACUUGAGUUCUUAUUUCACCAACAAGUAUGUCCUAUCGGUCCUGAAAUUCACCUAUCCAACACUUUUUCAAGGGUGGCAGACACUUGUUGGUGGAAUUCUCUUACAUGUUUCCUGGAAAAUCGGCUGGAUUGAGAUCAGCAGCAGUUCAAGGUCUGAAGUAUUAUCAUGGCUUCCAGCUUCUGCACUUUUUGUGGGUAUUAUUUAUUCAGGUUCCAGGGCCUUAUCUAGAUUGCCAAUUCCUAUCUUUCUUACCUUACACAAUGCUGCAGAUGUUAUAUUUUAUGGAGUGGAAGCCUUGGUGCAGAAAGAGCAGAACUCUGCCCUAAAACUCUGCAGAGUGCUGAUUCUUUUGCUGGCCGCAGGGGGGCUUCCUUUCUAUGACCCACAGUUUGAUACAGAUGGCUAUUUUUGGGCUGUCAUACACCUACUAUGUGUUGGUGCUUACAAAGUAUUUUACAAGUUGUGGAAACCAAAUUCUCUAAGUAACUCUGAACAACAAUACAUAAACUAUGCAUUCAGUGUGGUGAUGUUGGCUUUUGCAUCCCACCCAACAGGUGAUCUCUUCAGUGCCUUGGAAUUUCCACUCCUGUACUUUUACAUCUUUCACAGCAGUUGCCUUGCCAGUGGACUUCUGGGAUUUCUUCUGACUUUACAUACUAUGAAACUUAAAAGCAGCAGCUCCUCAGGACAAUAUAUAACUUGGAAUUUCUUAGCAAAGGUUAUCACAGCUGGUCUGUCACCAUUCUUCUUUGAAAUUGCAGUGAAUGUACCAACUGCCUGCUGUCUUUUGCUGGCUGGAUUUGCUGAAGUCUUGCUUCUUUACAUUGAAAGGACUGGUACAUGAACACUGGCAAGUGAAAAAUGAUUCUUCAAUGGGACUCUUCAAUUUUUGCUUUAAGAAUAAACAAUUAAUGAAGACGUAGGCAAACAAGUGCAGUCCCAUGGUGGCUUUCUCAACAAUAGGUCAUACAAUGAAACUGAGGCAUCAGCUCUAGGACAGAGUAGGAUUAACUCCAUUUGUUCCUGUUUUUAAGCCAUAUCUUCUACUAAUAGCAAUGCAUAAAAAUGGAAUUUGAUUCUUUUUUUUAUAUUAUGCUAAAAUGAAUGAUCAUCACUAAACUGGAACUUUUCUGGUACUAUCCAAACAUUCCCUACUUUUUUUCCUCAGGGCCAACCUUCUAGUUGUAGCACUCUAUUCAGAUUCUUUUAUCAAAGAAUGGAAUAGAUAUCCCCCCCAUGAAGCCCUGCAUUGCAGAUAUUCUGAUCUCAAGAUGUUUUACAGAUAAACAGUACUUACGUUCCUCAUCAGCUUGGGGUGCCCAUUACCUAUUGUAGGUAACAUGCUGUACUUCCUCUGCUUCCUUAUUUUCCUCCUGACACAGCAUGGCAAGAUGUCAGCCGCAAAAGUGUGUGGGAGGAAUGGAUCCAUUGGCAAGCAUCAGUACCAUACAUUCCUAGGGGGGCAGUGAUACAGAUCCAAUGACCUCUCAUAUGAUCUGACCCUCACAUGCAAUAGUGUUAUGUUUUGUUUUACUGAACCAGUGUAGAAUGCAGCUAAUACUGUAGAUUGUUUUUUACAUUUGACAACUUUAAGAUGUGCAGACUUCAAUUCCCCAGCUAGCAUGCCUUUACAAACCUGCUGUGAGGAAAAUAUUGGAUGCAAGAAAAAUCCAACCCAACUAAUAAAUGACCACUCAUAAAUAAAUGAUCAUCAGUAACUCUGAUAGGAUAAGCGCAUUUGAAGACUUAUCCCUCUUUGUCCAACGACACUAGUUGUGUCAACUCAGGUACACAAAAUCAUUUGUGCUUACUUUCGUACAAGACCUUCUCUCAUUGAUUCACAUACACUAAUCUGGUUAAAGUGUUAACAAGAUACAUUAGUUGGGUUCAGACAAUACUCCAAGUCACAUUAUGCUUUUGUAUAUUAUAUAUGAACACAGCUAUCUAUCUCCAGUUUGCCUCGGCAUGGGCAAAAUGUAAGCAUACUAGCUAAGUUAAUUUUUGUUUCCGUGGGUACAGGGUUAUAAGUAUAUUGUGAUUUGGCAUUUUUGAGCCUCUUUGCAAAAGCAAAUAGAUUUCAACUUAGUUGGAAAAGAAAUAACAACUCAUUGGAAGGUCUUCUCCAACAUGAGUCCUUUGUACUUUUUGGCGUGGUAGAGAUAUAGAUCACUGUGAAUAUUCAAAUGUUGACUCUGUUAGCAUUGAAUGGUAACCAGCAAGGAAGUGGUUUAAUCUCCACCAAAGCAGAGCAUCAGCAUUUUAUAGUUAUACAGUUCUACUUUCUGUAUAAAAUGAAACCAUC